GUUUCCCACGAGACCACACCGCACCACACCACCACAGGUUGCUGCUGCUGCUUUCUCCUCUGCGCCCUGUGCAUCCCCCCACUCGUUCGUACAAGCUAGAGAUAGAGAGAGAAAGAGAGCGAAGGAGAGAGAGUUUCUCUUGCAGCAGCAGAGCAGAAGAAGGCGGUGGAAGGAGGAGGAGGAGGAGGAAGAUGGAUACGGCGAAGACGUGUGCACUGUGCAAGGUGCCGGCGAGGACGUUCUGCGAGUCGGACCAGGCGGCCCUCUGCUGGGACUGCGACGCCAAGGUCCACGGCGCCAACUUCCUCGUCGCCCGCCACUCCCGCACCCUCCUCUGCCACGCCUGCCAGGCCCCCACCCCCUGGAAGGCCUCCGGCGCCCGGCUCGGCCACACCGUCUCCGUCUGCGACUCCUGCGUCACCGGCGCCCGCGGCGGCGGCGCGGGCGGCGGCGGCAAUGACGACGAUCUCCACGACGAGGACGAGGACGAGGACGACGACGCCGACGAGGAGGAGGACGAGGACGAGGACGAGGACGGCGGGGAGGGAGGAGGCGGCGGCGAGGAGGAGGGAGGCGGCGGGGAUCGCGACGAGGACGGCGACAACCAGGUGGUGCCGUGGUCGUCCACGACGCCUCCUCCGCCGGCGGCGAGCUCGUCCAGCAGCGAGGAGUCGAUCAGCAAUUUGCGGUGCGGGUAUGGAGACGCGGAGGAGUGUGGAGCGGGGAGAAUGUGCUCGUCGAAGCGGACGAUUGACGACCGGACGGAUCUUCGCUCUCAGGUUCGUGAUCGCGAACAUCCGCGAGGUUUCUUGUCUCUGCUUUCCUCGACCCCGAGAAGCUCGAGCGCUCGUCCUCUCGGCCGACUCACCGGAGGCCAAUGCUGGCGGCGAGGACGCGGUCCAGGGACGGCGAGGCCACCUCGGUUGACUCGUGGAGGCCGUCGAAAGACCGGCGGGUCGGGCGAGACGGGUCCGUACAAGGUCCAACCUGUCUAGAUUGAAGGGAUGGCGGGGGGCGAGGUAUAAGGCUGUGUGAUGUUCAUGAGCCCCUUCCAUCGCGAGUGUCGAUUAACAACAUCAUCGUCUAGCCUCGAUCGAUCCGAUCGAAUCCCGGCGUCGGCUGAUUAAUCGAUUCGGUAGCCUUAGCAGUAGCUAGCUUUCGGGGGUGUGGGGAAUCGGUUCGGAUUGGCUGUGGUGGAGAUUGUAAUGCUGAUUCAUUUGGGAGUAAAACCGAAUUCGAAAGAGUGAAAUAGUACCGUGUGUGCUUUCAUUUGAGAGCAUCGUCCCCUUCCAAUUCUGGUCAGCUCCAAUUCAAUGGUCCCUGUUUCCUCCAUCCAUUCAUUCACACCAUGUAACAUGGGGGAUCGUGGGGGAAUUCGGACACAUGGGUAUCUCCGAAAUCGACAAGAAGCUUCAUGUGCAGCUUCCAUGAUUGUCAAGUGCUUGCUUCGUUUUCAUGGGUCUGUCUCUUUUUGGCUCGUAACAGGACAUUUUACAGAACCCCCCAACACUCACAAAGGACAGAGGAGAUGGGCCGCUGGUGCUGGUGCUUGAGCUUGACGUUGGAGGCCAUUAGUAAUUUGUCUGCAUCUUCGUUCCAGUGACAUUGCCAAGACAU
Molecule: messenger RNA, 1617 nt
Organism: Syzygium oleosum
Lineage: Eukaryota; Viridiplantae; Streptophyta; Magnoliopsida; Myrtales; Myrtaceae
Exons: 2
Coding region: 192-995 (267 amino acids)
Molecular function (GO): zinc ion binding
Source: RefSeq, a predicted model, not a curated record